AUGGCCACUCAAAACGAAAAGAUGAGUGGCAUCCUCACUGAAGCUGCUCCUGAUGCUCCAGCAGCUGGUCAGAUUGUGUUAAAUGCCAAUCCUGAGACGGCGAAUAGGUCUGAAAAUGAGAAACCCAGGCAUGAAUUCAACGAACAGACAAACUAUGUUCGUCCAAGGACCAUCAUUACAAUCUUCCUGGCCUGCGCCAGCGUGGAUCUCGUCGCUCUCAUGGACCAAACCACACUCGCAGCCAGUCUGAACAUCAUUGGCAACUCCCUCAAUGCCAGUAAUCAGACAGCCUGGAUUGCCAGCGGAUAUUUCAUAACAUCCACUGUCGGCCAGCUCCUCUACGGACGUCUUUCGGACAUCUGGUCUCGGAAAGUGAUCCUACUCAUCGGCUUGGCGAUCUUCUUCACCGGCUCUCUUGCCUCUUCUGUCUCGAAUACUGGUACCCAACUCAUAAUCUUCCGAGCCUGGACGGGUAUUGGAGGUGGCGGUCUGAUGACCGUUGCGCAAAUGAUUGUGAGCGAUGUGGUGCCGCUUAGGGAGAGGGGUAAGUAUCAGGGCAUUCUGGGUUCCGUCGUUGCCAUUGCAAACGGCAUAGGGCCCGUCAUUGGCGGAGCUCUUGCUUCCCACUCGAGAGACUCGUGGAGAUGGAUCUUCCGGCUCAACAUGCCACUCACCCUUCUAUGUACGCUCUGCGUCAUCUUUUUCAUGCCACUCAGAAAAGUGGAAGGCAAUUGGAAAAUCAAAAUCAAAGCUGUCGACUUUGUUGGAAGCUUCCUCGCCUUGGCUGGAACGACUGUGCUCAUGCUCGGCCUGACAUGGGGUGGCGGUGACCAUCCAUGGGAUUCCGCAUACGUCAUUUCCACCCUCGUAGUAGGAUUCUUCGUAUGUAUCGGCUUCACCUGCUGGCAGUGGAAAGGUGCCAAGUUCCCUUUAGUGCCUUUACACAUUUUCAGGUCGAAAAUUGUGAAUGGUGCUUGUAUCACCAUGGCAAUCAACGGAUGGAACUUCGUCGUACAGGUCUACUACAUUCCCGCCUUCUAUCAACUAGCUUACGGCUACUCGGCUACAAAAGCCGGCGCCAUGUUGCUUCCAGUCACUCUGACACAGACGCUCUUCAGUACUUUGGCAGGUCUUGUCGUACACAAAGUUGGGCGCUACCGAGAGUGCAUCUUGUUGGGAUGGGUCAUGUGGGCCGUUGGUGUUGGUCUGAUGUCGACCCUUGAUGAGAACUCUAGCGUUGGUCAGCAAGUUGGAUACUCACUACUUGUUGGUGCCGGUGUUGGCAACACACUUCAACCAGCAUUAAUCGCAAUACAGGCUGGUGUAAGUCGAAGAGACAUGGCCGUGGUUACCUCGUUCAGAAAUUUCAUACGAAAUUUUGGAAGCACCAUUGGACUCGCCGUUUCUGGAACGAUUAUCAACAACAUUCUCGCAAGUAGUAUAGCUAGCCUUGGUUUAGGGGACGACGAGGCGCGAAAGCUGCUUUCGAAUCCUCAACAGGUGCUGUCCAAUCUGCCGCAAGCCGAGUCACAAAGUCUACGUGCUGUGAUCUUGCCCAGCUACCGCAGGGCAUUUCGCAUCAUCUUUCUGGUCAUGGCAGGACUUGCCGCUGUUGCGUUCCUUGUGGCAUUCUUUAUGAUGCCACAAGUAGAACUAAGUAGACCCGAUGAGGCGAAACUGAGAGAGGAUGCUCGUCAACAGUUGGACAAACCGCCAGCCGAUGAAAAUCAAAUGAAGGCUUGA
Colletotrichum orchidophilum is the source of this 1743-nucleotide messenger RNA. Its product is annotated as multidrug resistance protein fnx1. Gene Ontology annotation, molecular function: transmembrane transporter activity. The record is from RefSeq and is a predicted model, not a curated record. NCBI's taxonomy places the organism in Eukaryota, Fungi, Ascomycota, Sordariomycetes, Glomerellales, Glomerellaceae. The coding region runs from base 1 to 1743 and encodes 580 amino acids. Gene Ontology annotation, biological process: transmembrane transport. The transcript is spliced from 9 exons.